Molecule: messenger RNA, 381 nt
Organism: Fonsecaea erecta
Lineage: Eukaryota; Fungi; Ascomycota; Eurotiomycetes; Chaetothyriales; Herpotrichiellaceae
Exons: 3
Coding region: 1-381 (126 amino acids)
Source: RefSeq, a predicted model, not a curated record
AUGGCACAAGCAGUGGCUGAUCUAGCUGAGGGCGCAGUCCAAGUGGGCAUCGCAAUUUUCGGCGCAAUCUUCAACUCGGGCGCAGACAAGGAUUUUCGAAGCUCUUGGACACAAGUUCAAAUCGGAGACAUGUCGUCCAAGAACCCCGGGAAGAACGUCAUGUGCGUCUUCACCAAGCACGACGCAUCCAAGCUCGUCAACAGCACAAUGACCAUUCGAGAAUGCACGUGUCCCAACAGCGGUUCGGUUUUGACGUAUUCUUGCUAUGUCUUCGAUUCAGGCCCGUUUGUGUUGCAGGGGGACGGAGGAUACCUGAACUGGUGUUUUGCUGGCAACUUCACCCGCGACGGCGGCAAUGUGACUUUCAAUCCGUUGAGUUAA